AUGGAUCUACCGGAGGACGGAGGGAUCCCUCUGGACAGGAAUCUACCAAUGGACAGUUGUAUCCUCCUAGACAGGGCUCUACCAGAGGAUGGAGGGAUCCUCCUAGACAGGGCUCAACCAGAGGACGGAGGGAUCCUCCUAGACAGGGCUCUAUCAGAGGACGGAGGGAUCAACCUAGACAGGGCUCAACCAGAGGACGGAGGGAUCCUCCUAGACAGGGCUCUAUCAGAGGACGGAGGGAUCCUCCUAGACAGGGAUCUACCAGAGGAUGGAGGGAUCUUCCUAGGCAAGGCUCUACCAGAGGAUGGAUGGAGCAGCCCAGAGGAGAUGCAGCUGGAGGAGCCAGAGAUUGGACCAGACAGGAAGUCUUCUACGGAGAUGAUGCAGCUGGAGGAACCAGAGAUUGGACCAGACAGGAAGUCUUCUACAAAGAUGAUGCAGCUGGAGGAACCAGAGAUGGGACCAGACAGGAAGUCUUCUACAGAGAUGAUGCAGCUGGAGGAACCAGAGAUGGGACCAGACAGGAAGUCUUCUAUAGAGAUGAUGCAGCUGGAGGAACCAGAGAUGGGACCAGACAGGAAGUCUUCUAUAGAGAUGAUGCAGCUGGAGGAACCAGAGAUGGGACCAGACAGGAAGUCUUCUACGGAGAUGAUGCAGCUGGAGGAACCAGAGAUUGGACCAGACAGGAAGUCUUCUACAAAGAUGAUGCAGCUUGAGGAACCAAAGAUGGGACCAGACAGGAAGUCUUCUAUAGAGAUGAUGCAGCUGGAGGAACCAGAGAUGGGACCAGACAGGAAGUCUUCUAUAGAGAUGAUGCAGCUGGAGGAACCAGAGAUGGGACCAGACAGGAAGUCUUCUACAGAGAUGAUGCAGCUGGAGGAACCAGAGAUGGGACCAGACAGGAAGUCUUCUAUAGAGAUGAUGCAGCUGGAGGAACCAGAGAUGGGACCAGACAGGAAGUCUUCUAUAGAGAUGAUGCAGCUGGAGGAACCAGAGAUGGGACCAGACAGGAAGUCUUCUAUAGAGAUGAUGCGGCUGGAGGAACCAGAGAUGGGACCAGACAGGAAGUCUUCUACAGAGAUGAUGCGGCUGGAGGAACCAGAGAUGGGACCAGACAGGAAGUCUUCUACAGAGAUGAUGCAGCUGGAGGAACCAGAGAUGGGACCAGACAGGAAGUCUUCUACAGAGAUGAUGCAGCUGGAGGAACCAGAGAUUGGACCAGACAGGAAGUCUUCUACAAAGAUGAUGCAGCUGGAGGAACCAGAGAUGGGACCAGACAGGAAGUCUUCUAUAGAGAUGAUGCAGCUGGAGGAACCAGAGAUGGGACCAGACAGGAAGUCUUCUACGGAGAUGAUGCAGCUGGAGGAACCAGAGAUGGGAACAGACAGGAAGUCUUCUGUAGAGAUGAUGCAGCUGGAGGAACCAGAGAUGGGACCAGACAGAAAGUAUUCUAUGGAGAUGCAGAUCAGCCCAGACAGGAAACCCUCUGAGGACUUUAGCGCUGACAUCAAGGCCGAGCUGGAAGACAGUCCAGAGUACCAGCUGUUCAGACAGACCUCGUUUAUAGGGGAUGACAACCACCCACAUGCUGAAGCAGCCGAGGAGGAGCUCCCAACAGACCACACAAACGACACCCCAAACUUCAUUUUCAGCCCCUGUAUGCACGAAGACAGGCGGGAUGAGUUAUUCACUAAGGCUGAGAACCUGGUGGGGAAUGAAAGCCCUGUGAGUCUGAAGCAUGAAGUCGCAGCGGACUCUCCCGGGACAAGCCUAGGAACCAGGACUCCCCAUUCAAGCACGGGGAGAGAGGUAGACAUGUCUACAGAAGAUACAGAGACAGAAAAAGAAGACUGGUGGAAAGUGCAAGGCAUGGAUGAUGGUGGCUCUCGGGGUGCCGAAUCGAUAAUCUUGAACCCAGUUCAGGAGCCGAUGUUACAAGAAGUCAUGAUCGAAAGGAAGACAUCGCCCAGACCAGCUGUAGGAGUUAAAGAUACGUCGGGCAUGGAGGCACUCCUCAGUGGAGAUUUAGAACAGUACCUAGACGACAGACGUGUAGAUCUCAGUGGUGUACCGGAGGACGACAUCGUACAAGAGAGAUUUGAACAGGUUGUGAUUACACGGGAGAGAAAACAGGAAACGCACACAUUCUCCACUGAGCAGGUAGACCGGUCCGCAGCGGAUAAAGUGACAGAGCGAGAUGUUGUUAAUGUAGUGCAAGUAGGAGCCGCGGAGGACGGUGUCAUCUACGGUGAUAAAGACUUCGUGCAGAGUUGUUCAGCUAGGGGGAGCAUCGGAUUCAGCUACUACAGUGAUACGUUCAAGAGACUCAAAGAAGGUGACCUUUGA
Oncorhynchus keta (chum salmon) is the source of this 2346-nucleotide messenger RNA. RefSeq names its product ankyrin-2-like. Bases 1 to 2346 code for a protein of 781 amino acids. The transcript is spliced from 3 exons. The record is from RefSeq and is a predicted model, not a curated record. NCBI's taxonomy places the organism in Eukaryota, Metazoa, Chordata, Actinopteri, Salmoniformes, Salmonidae.